Vespa mandarinia (Asian giant hornet) is the source of this 2963-nucleotide messenger RNA. RefSeq lists its product as uncharacterized. NCBI's taxonomy places the organism in Eukaryota, Metazoa, Arthropoda, Insecta, Hymenoptera, Vespidae. The record is from RefSeq and is a predicted model, not a curated record.
CGCGAGAGAACGCAUCGUGUUUCAUUGACAACGCGAGCGCCACUGGCAAUGUCGGGAAGUGACAGUCCAACGUUUUUUCACGGCCAACCCUGGUCCAACUGGAUCGAAAGAAUCGGAAGGGAUAAACCAUUAAGCGAUGAAGAAUCAGAAACAAAACCAACGAGUACAGUCACUCGUCUUUCUGCAGAAGACAUCGAUCUGUAUGGAUUCUGUCCAGAAAGAGAUACUUUUUAUGGAGUGGUCUGUGAGAUAUGCAACUCCAUAGUAAAACCACAAGCUCUUAUUCAGCAUAUGGAGAGUCGACAUCCUAGUGGUACGGCCAAUUUUCCACCCCCAUCUGUACCCACAACGAAACCUCCAGUAAAGACGCCAUAUUGCAAAGUAUCCAAAUUAAAGAAGACACAACCGGCGUCAGCUCAAAACUCGAGUGGUACCAAAGUGAUUCAUACGUCAGUGAAACGAACUUCGUCGACAGAGCAACAGCAACAGCAGCAGCAGCAGCAGCAGCAGCAACAACAACAACAACAACAACAGCAGCAGCAGCAGCAGCAACAACAGCAACAGCAACAACAGCAACAACAACAACAGCAGCAGCAGCAGCAACAACAGCAACAACAACAACAACCUAAUAGUACCUCAUCAACGUCGUUACCAGUUUCAUCCUCACCUAGAUCACCAUUAGAAACAACAUUACAAACCGUACAAACAGCUACCACCAGUACAAGCAGUGGUUCACUGGCAUCGUCAAGUCCAGUUAAAAGUCCUGGUACCAGUGGGCAAACCAGACGAAAAAGGCUUAAAACGGAUCGUUCGCUCCUCAAAGAUCGCGAAUAUGAUCCUGAUCGGCACUGUGGCGUAUUAAAUGAGGAAACAGGGAAACCAUGUACGAGGUCACUCACAUGUAAAGCCCAUACAGUAUCCUUACGUCGUACCGUCAUUGGUAGAAGCAAAACGUUCGAUAAAUUACUCGCGGAGCAUAGAGCAGCAAAGGAAGUACCGAGUAAUACAAGGACAACAAAAUUAUCAGUAACUGGUACCGUCGUACCAUUGUCAUCACCAACGAUCAAUCCAACGUCAUUGACAACAAAUGCUUCUACCACAAAUAUUGAUUCCGAAGCACCAAGUUCGCCACCUGUAUUAUCAUUGCCGGACACCUAUCCACUGCCAAAGGCUGUUGAUUUGCUUUAUCGGUGUCUGGCCCCGCAUGGCUCCACUAAACCUACGAAGCUCGAAGAGGAGUUCGGUAACGAGGAACUACGGAGCCUGGAGUCGUCCUUGGUCGAAGCAAGCGCGUCCACGUCAGGUUCACAGACGACCGCGCAAUCUUCUUCGGGUUCGAUGAUGAUGGGUCCUAUAUCGGUGGUCUUGCCAUCGCUCUCGCCGUUGCCAACGAAUCAACAGGAGGAUUCAACGGUGGUGGCUACCUUGAUACAAACUGCUACGCCAGUACUAACGACGACAUCGCAAUCGGCUACGGCAACGGCAGUGGCAUCGGCAUCGGUUUUGUCAACGACGUCGUUAACUUCGAUGAUGGUCUCACCGAUGGCAGUUGUAUCCAACGACGUACCAUCGCCUACGGCAACCGGUGGUACACCAACGACUGUGCCAACGGCAAUCGCAACACCAACGACAGCACAGUCGACGACGCCUAACGCGACGACAACUUCUACCACAACGCCUCCGCAUAAUUCGAACGCCAUUACGGGCUCUCUAGUUGACCAUGAAAAUUCUCUCGACGUAGUCGAUCCGGACGAUCCAAUUGGCAGUAUAUAUUCCGCCGCUUUCAAGGACGACAAAACAUUGUCGUCAUUACGUUCGAACAAUCUUUUAUUAUCGCCAUUGUCAAGGAGUUCCUAUCAUCGGCAGCUUCAACAAGCUUCCUCGAUGCCAACCUUGAAUCUUUUCGAACCCGUAGUCGAUCAACUUGAACAACGUAACGCUGCUCCGAUAAAUGGUAAAAGAUUCAAUCAUGGUAAUCGUACGAGCCCGUUACCAGGUACAAGAUCAAGCAAAAGAAGCAAACAGGAUUAUCAACAUCGUCAGGAUUAUUCUACGUCUAUACAACUCGAGGCUACUACUACCUCAACGCCUUAUCCUAAUUUCGGUGAUAUUACUUGGUCGAACUGUCAUCCUGAACCACUGGCCGUUAGCCGGUGGCUUCGUAUUACGUCCAGCCGUAAGCAGUACAACUUUAAUAUUCACUGACACAAGACCCCACCUACUCCGGGCUAAAGGACGAACAUUUUUCUGCUUUUCCAUUUCAUAGUUCGAUAGUUCUUUUCUCUCUCUCUCUCUCUCCCUCUCUCUCUCUCUCUCUCUCUCUCUCUCUCUCUCUCUCUCUCUCUCUCUCUCUCUCUCUAUUUCUUUUUUCCUUCUUUUUUCUUUUCCUUUUUUCCUUACCUUCCUUCAUCAAUAUUCUGAAGCCUGCAGGAGAAGGGACGGUCUUUGUAAUGCAUCGCCUUUUCUUAAUUUACUUUUCUUUCUUUUUUUUUUCUUUUUUUUCUUUUUAUUCUUUUUAUUUUUUUCUUUUCUUUUCUUUUCUUUUUACCUUUAUUUUUAUUAUCUCAUCAGCUCAUUCUUUUUUACGUUCAACUUGUGUCCACAAAAUUCGUUCAGUUUUAUUAAUAACAAAAACAAAAAAAAUAUAUAUAUAUAUAUGUAUAUAUACAUAUAUAUAUAUCUACUUUAUUCCGUUUUUGUAUAUAUCGAUUGACUUAUAUUUUGAGUCACCAUAAUUUUGAUUGAUUAAUUGAAGAUAAUUCAAUUGGCACGAACUUUUUGGACGUCCAAGAAAGAUAUUUGUUUUUCUUUUUUCAUUGACGUUAUUGUCGAUAACAAUAACACAACGUUAACAACAUUCCCGUUCGAUCGUUCACAACUCUACCUCGGAUCAUUUGUCGAAUCCAUGUAUUUUUUUUUCUUUUUUUUUUGAUUCGAAUAUAUAUGCAUAUAUAUAUAUAUAU